AUGGCCUCCUUGUCCUCCCAGGCUACCGUUAUUGGGCAACCUUCAUCAGAUAAUCAAAGGAGUCAAUUUUCUUUCGAGCCUGACAAUGAGCGUUGGAGUCAGCUCAGAAAGCUUCUCCACAACAAUGUUCUCAGUCCCAAGCACUUCGACACCUUAGCGAUGGAGAAGGAGGCAAAUGACGGCGUGGUGAGGCCUUUGCAGGCCUUGAAAAUAAUGGCAGUGAGGUUUCUGAAUGAAUUGGUUGCUGAACGUAUUAGGUUAGGCGAUGAAAGAGAUAAUGUUCUGCUGAAUUCAUUUCCUUAUACUCGCUACUUUAUUCCUUCGUCAAAAAGAGCUGUGAAGAAGUGGAAGACUCUCCGAGCUGCUAUUCUGCAGCUGAUUUUGCCUUUGAUUCAAUUUGCUCGCACUAGACAGCAGAGUGCUCCCGAUUGCUAUUUGAAUUGUUUGCUUUCCGUGGGCGAAGAAGAAGAAGAUGAAGAGCACAACUUAAAGUUCUCCGAUGAAGAAAUAGCCUUAAACAUGUUCGAGCUCUUUUUUCUCGCAGUAGACAGCACCUCAACAGCUCUAGAAUGGACUCUCGCUUAUCUCAUAAUCCAUCCUAAAAUACAAGAAAGGGCUUAUCAGGAGGUAAGACUAGUUGUGGAUGGAAAAGAAGGUGGGUUGUUAUGUUUGAAGGAGACGUUGAGAAAAGAGUCGAUAGCGCCGCUUGCAAUUGUACACCAAACUGUGGAGGAGUGUAAGGUGAUGGGCUUCACUAUACCAGCGAAAUCAUCAGUACUUAUAAAUUUGCAUGGUGUCUGGAAUGGUCCUGUAGCGUGGAAAGAGCCUGAUCAGUUUACUCGGGAGAGAUUUCUUGGCAAUAUGGAUUCUGACAAGGUGAAGAUGUGGUAUCUACCGUUUGGAGCAGGAAGACGAGUAUGUGCAGGAAUGGACCUUGCUAACUUUCAUGUCCCCAUCACUCUUGCCAAUUUAUUGCUUAAAUUUGUGUGGGCAUGUGUGAAGGAAGGGAGUUCUCCGGACCUAACCAGGCACAUUCCUUCCUUACUCGUGUCUAUGAAAUAUCCAUUGGAGGCUCGCAUAACCUGCCGUUAG
Cryptomeria japonica (Japanese cedar) is the source of this 1092-nucleotide messenger RNA. RefSeq names its product trifunctional (S)-stylopine synthase/(S)-nandinine synthase/(S)-canadine synthase-like. The record is from RefSeq and is a predicted model, not a curated record. Gene Ontology annotation, molecular function: oxidoreductase activity, acting on paired donors, with incorporation or reduction of molecular oxygen, NAD(P)H as one donor, and incorporation of one atom of oxygen; iron ion binding; heme binding. Bases 1 to 1092 code for a protein of 363 amino acids. Gene Ontology annotation, cellular component: membrane. Lineage: Eukaryota; Viridiplantae; Streptophyta; Pinopsida; Cupressales; Cupressaceae. The transcript is spliced from 2 exons.